UGUUUUUUGUCCCCAAUGUCCCCCCAGGAGGCCAUCAUGGACGGGACGGAGAUCGCGGUGUCCCCUCGGUCGCUGCACUCGGAGCUGAUGUGCCCCAUCUGCCUGGACAUGCUCAAGAACACCAUGACCACCAAGGAGUGUCUGCACAGGUUCUGCUCCGACUGCAUCGUCACCGCACUCAGGAGUGGGAACAAGGAGUGUCCGACGUGCCGGAAGAAGUUGGUUUCCAAGCGUUCCCUGCGGCCGGAUCCCAAUUUUGACGCUCUGAUCUCCAAGAUUUACCCGAGUCGGGACGAGUACGAGGCCCACCAGGAUCGGGUGCUGGCCAAGCUCAGCCGCCUCCACAACCAGCAGGCCCUCAGCAGCAGCAUCGAGGAGGGGCUCAAGAUGCAGGCCAUGCACAGAUAUUCCUGAAUUCCCAAAUCCAUGCAAAUUCCUCAGAAUUCCAGCCUGUUCCCACAGAAUUCCCAGAAAAUUGCAGUGAAAAGGCCUGAAAUUACAGGAAAAAUCCCCCCAAAUGUGCCCGAAAUCGAGGCAGAUCCACCCCAAAUCACCCUCAAAAUCAUUCCCAGAUAUUCCUGAAUUCCCAAAUCCACAUGAAUUCCACAGAAUUCCAGCCCGUUCCCACAGAAUUCCCAGAAAAUUGCAGGGAAAUGGCCCCAAAUCGUGGGGGAAAAACGGCCCAAAAUUGAGGCGGAUCCACCCCAAAUCACCCUCAAAAUCAUUCCCAGAUAUUCCUGAAUUCCCAAAUCCAUGCAAAUUCCACAGAAUUCCAUCCCAUUCCCACAAAAUUCCUGGAAAAUUGCAGUGAAACGGCCCCUAAUUGCAGGAAAAUUCCCCCUAAAUGAGUCCAAAAUCAAGGCAAAUCCACCCCAAGUCACCCUCAAAAUCACCCCUGGA
Molecule: messenger RNA, 900 nt
Organism: Neopelma chrysocephalum (saffron-crested tyrant-manakin)
Lineage: Eukaryota; Metazoa; Chordata; Aves; Passeriformes; Pipridae
Product: E3 ubiquitin-protein ligase RING2-A
Exons: 3
Coding region: 16-414 (132 amino acids)
Biological process (GO): negative regulation of DNA-templated transcription
Cellular component (GO): ubiquitin ligase complex; PcG protein complex
Molecular function (GO): ubiquitin protein ligase activity; chromatin binding
Source: RefSeq, a predicted model, not a curated record